Molecule: messenger RNA, 1848 nt
Organism: Ustilaginoidea virens
Lineage: Eukaryota; Fungi; Ascomycota; Sordariomycetes; Hypocreales; Clavicipitaceae
Exons: 4
Coding region: 1-1848 (615 amino acids)
Biological process (GO): regulation of transcription by RNA polymerase II
Molecular function (GO): DNA-binding transcription factor activity, RNA polymerase II-specific; RNA polymerase II transcription regulatory region sequence-specific DNA binding
Source: RefSeq, a predicted model, not a curated record
AUGUCAGACAAACAGUUCCCUCCAGCACCAGUGGAGCCAGAUUGGCAAGGGCAAUAUGCUCAUGUUCCUCAGAUUGACAGCGAGGCCUAUCCGCAACGCUCCUCUGUCGAUGCCAGGAAUCACGGGCAAAACAGCAAGGCCAGGCUGGCAACAGAUGUUGGACACCACGCAGUCCAGUCAAGAGGCCUGAAGGCGAGCAAUUUCAACCAGGGCGCAGUCUCCAGCAUCAGCCACAGUCCUCAGCGAUCACCGUCAAUAACAAGCAACUCCAGUUCGGUGGUCAAAUCUGCCAACUACACCCAUUGCAGCAAUCCAAGCUCUGAACCCUUUCCUUUUUCCAAGCCCUCGGAUUCAAGCAACGCGUACUACUACAGACCUCAAGGUGACCAAAUCUCGGUCAUCGAGCCUAGUCAAUCUGAUAGAGAGGACAAGGAGCAGAGCCUUGACCAAGAAGCAGGAUAUGAUGUUGAGGAUCAGGAUGAUGGGGAUGGGACAGAGGACAGAGUCCACUCACGUCAUCAAACCGUCGCAGAGAGACUCGCAGCUCGGCGCAAGAUGAAGAGGUUUAGGCUUACUCAUCAGCAAACGAGGUUUUUGAUGAGCGAGUUCGCCAAGCAACCGCAUCCAGAUGCUGCCCACAGGGAACGACUGUCUCGAGAGAUACCUGGCUUAAGUCCCCGCCAAGUGCAAGUUUGGUUCCAGAAUCGGCGAGCGAAAAUCAAGAGACUUACGGCGGAUGAUCGAGACAGAAUGAUUAGAAUGCGGGCGGUCCCCGACGAUUUUGACAACGUACAAGCGUUGCACUCUCCUUAUGGCGCAGUUCACGGAAUCGCGCCCGUUUUAUCACCCUCACACAUGGGGCCGACGGUCAGCCCCUACCCCAACCGAGGCUCGAGGCCUGUGGUGCUGGACAUGAGAAGGGCGGGUGGGGAGUCGUAUGCGUCGCCAACGGGCCUGACACAGUCGUUUGGCGGUAUUGACAUUGGACAAGCGCCGCCAGGGAUGGGUCACUCUGAACUGGCCUUGACAACGAGCCCUUUGUACCACGACCGAUACGGCUCAAGCGCCUCGUCGCCGGUAGCUUCUGGCCUCGGAUAUCGGGCUCCUAGUAGUGCGUACUGGAACUCGGCAACGAGCAGCAUCGGGAGCGUAUCACCGCCCAGCAGGUCUGCGUACAGGGACUCGAACCCACUUCAAGGUCGCGAUUGGGGUUGUCGCAGUGUUUCGGAAACGGUUCAAACACCGACUGGCAUGUAUCAGGGGCAGAGUCCCACAACUGAUGCACCAGAUCGACAAAUCGGUUACUCGAAUGCUCAGUUUGAUCAUUCAAAUCCAAGCGGCUUUGGUGGACUGGAGGCACAGACAUAUCCUGACUUGCCCGGGAGAGCGUCAGAUGGAAACGUCACGGGCAUGAGAGGAGACUCAAGCAUGAGCCGUGGCCGAGUUCCGGCCGUGACGACAGAGGGACCGCUGUCGAUGGACUUUGGCUUUAGGGACUCGUACCAAAGCGUUGGUCUGCCGCCGUCUCUUCCCCAUCAGCAGCACCAGCAUCAGCAUCAGCAUCAGCAUCCGCAUCCGCAUCCGCAUCAGCACGAUGACAGAAGCCAGCACUUGCCUUCUCUCAGGCAGAACAUGACGCCACCCAGCAGCAACUAUUCGCGCGGUGGUCCUGUCUCGGCAUCGUUGGAGAUGGCAACAGACCGGCCCUUGCUGGUACAAGGCGAAAACAUGGGGGAGUACCCUGUUCCGCAACUACCUGCGCCCAUGCCGGCGUCCGGUGGCUUGAGUCGUCCGUUUCCUCCACCGACGUCGAACCGAGAUCCUAGCAGUGGGUCUCUGGGCCUUUGA